GAUGCCACUUGUCACCGGCACAUAGAACCGGUUGUGAAUCUGUUACUUACUCUCUCCUUGUCUAAUCAAAUGCCAGUGCAAUGAUAUAUAAACUUAUUGACCAUCUGGUCAAAUCGUUCGGAAGAGAGGUGAUUGAACAAUGGAUACCACUCGAAAGAUUGAAUAUCACCUCAGUUACAGACCCGGAAAUCACGCUGGUCAACAUACCAAUACCGGAAAAACUGUUUGAUAACCCUAGCAUGCCCUUCCAGGUGGUUAAAUCCAAUAUCGGUAAAGUUGUCAUCCGCUGCCCCUGGAAGACAGUACUAAUGAAUGAUGGGUCUGUAUCACUCACUGUUGAAGUACACGACGUGGAUGCAGUAUUGAGAUUUAAACGAUUAGACGAGUUUGACCCCGAGAAGGUUGAGUCAUUCCUGAUUAAAACACGUGAAAAGCUGCUUCGUAAAUGGAAUGCCGCAGUAUCGUCUCUGGGACUACUUUCGUCCAAAGGUGGGAAUAAGGGCCACCGCGGCACGGCUAUACUGAAUUCCCUAAACAUGGAAGUGCAUAACCUAAAGAUAAUGAUCGCCGAUGACAUGUUGUACGACGAGCCUUUUAGCAUAACUAUCGAGUCGAAUUUACUCAUUGGGAAAGGUAUCAGCCCGGACGAUCCGUCGUUACUAGAUUACGAGAAACAGGGAGUAUCGGAUCAUAUGCUGAAUGCAUUGUGGUUUACCUCCAGUGGAGUGCAAAUUUGGCUUGCAAUAUACCAUCAAGGUGAAACUAGCAACACAGAGGAUUCAAUGCCCGAAAACCCCUUUGACCACUCAGAUUGGAUCUUGAGUGCCAAGAGGUCACGUACUAAGGGGGAUACAGACCUGUCGGAUACAGCAUCAUCACACGAUAGUGAUGAUGAUAUCAUAGACGAAUUCCCCAGUAGGGCAUCGUCGCGCUUUAGUGAUGAACUAUUCGAUGAAGAACCGAGUGAACAUAUGUCACAGGAUACCUCAGCUGUCUCUGAAGGUAGUUUUUGGAACUUUUGCAGCGUGCCGUGCAAUGCCGACGUUGAAGAGUCAGUGGUUGAACCCGGAAACAUGCAUAUUAAACCUUGUGAUGAGGGUUUAAUGAGGGUACUACAGGGCCCAUACAAGCACUAUAACGUGACUCCACCGGAAGGGCUUACUUUAGAUAUAGUAUUCAAGAUGUGGGCAAUGAGCUCUUUGGUAUCGAUGCCAAAUGCCAGCAAGGAGCACCGCCGAACUGUCGAGGUGUCGCUGCGUUCAACGGCAUCCGUGGAUACCAAAGGUCCCCCCAAUUUCAACGGUAACAUCCAGUUCAACCCCCUGGAUCUCAUGCUAACGCAAUCUGGUGCUAAGAUACUCUACAACAUUAUAAGAUACAUACAAAUCAAGUCUUUAUUCAAAACACGUGCUAGUGCCGACUACAACGGCUUGCCAGACGGACCGGAUUGUCAACGUUAUAUCGAUAUUAUAAGGAUGCUCCAGUGGACACAUAGCGAAGGGGAGUCUACGUUCGUAAAGGAAAUGGAAUUAAAAACAGCAUUUCACAAACUGCUCCUAAUGAAACAGAUGGCCAAUGCCACCAAGAACCGUAUUGUCCGUGAUAAUGUAUGCUUCAUCAGUGUGCCCUGUAUCCCAGAGGAGCAUACAGAGGAAGCUGAGCAUGUGCUCUUCCAGGAAAGUAUAGUGCAGUCCUAUACCUGGUAUCAAUGGGAUAUGACAAUGAGGUUCAUAUUCCCGAAUUUUAGCCUACACGUGGUAAUGUUGCCGAAUAUACCAAGUACACGCACAUUGCCUGCGGUAGUAAUACAGCUAAGCACAUUUCUCCUGGAGUAUAACACCCUGUGCCGACGUGGAUCCUGUGAUAUCUUGUUAUUCAAACCGAUUGUCCGCUUUGGCAAGGUCAGAGUGGCAACACGUAAACGUAGUUUCAGUGCAAAAGUUAUGAUGCGGCCCAUGAAGGGAUCGGAGCAUCUAUUAUUCUAUCCGGAGCGUAUGAUCACCGAUGUCUAUGACUUUUUCGGUAACUACGGCUCAGACUGCAUUAACCAUGGAGGACCAUGGGAACACGUGGUCUCGAAGAAUGACCAUAUAGUGCAUAUCAGCCUGCAGAAGUAUGCCAACGAUAUCAAGAAGGUGGAGUUGCACGCACCGAAAUUGGUACUGAUCCUAAAUGCAUUUUGCAGUAUGGACACCGCCAUGGUCAAUAUGCUACUGGAUACAGAUUUCGUAAACGUACAACAAUUUAUAGAGAGCAAUGAGUUACAUGGAUUUAUGAACCCGAAAGCAGUGCAGCUGAUGACAUCCGAGGAUGUAUCCUAUAGUACCAAGACCGUGGUGAAGAUGUUUAUUAGUGGUAUAGUUGUACGUACCCUAUUCCAGAGUUUACAUGAAAACCAACGCCUGGAAGCUGAUUGGGAUAGCGUUGAUGGUACCUCAACAGAUCAACGUAAUGUCUGUGCUAAGUUCAUACUUAACGACAAAAUGCUCAGUACAUGGGAGUACUGCGAGGAUAUUGACGACCCAUUUGCAUUCAAGCACUCGUACUCCAAUCCUGGUAGCCGUUUAUUCGGGCAUACCGAUGGGUCCCAUAAAACGGUCUAUGGUAAAUCGGAAUUUGUAUCAGAGAUGGAUACCAUGGGAUCCAUGGAUCAAGGUGCGUUUGUAUUAUUAGGACCCGAAGGAUACAACAAGCUGUCGCUGAAGUCCAACCUAGUGAAUCAUUUGGGGAAGUUACGUAAAUGGUACCGUAAUACAGCGUCACUGCAGCUGCCGCAAGAGCUGCUGGGUGAUCUGGGAUCACUUCACUCCAUGGUAGUGAAGGUCGACCUCAUUACCAUGAAUUACCUCUCCGAAAGCUCAACAGCGUACUUCACAAUAGGCACGGCAUUGGCAGGAUGUACUAACCUACGUGGAAACAGUACCGAGCUCCUGAAUCUGAAAUGUAUAACAUUUGCGAAAAAACGGAAUGCUAUUUGUGCGGACCUCGAGAAUGUUUGUGCAAUGCUAGAUCCCAGGAUACCACUAUACAAAACUAUAAUGGAUAUUGUACCAUCCUUGAAACAGUAUAUCACACGUAUAGCAGAGUUCUUCAAGCGGUUUAAGUCAAUAUCAAAAUUGGAUAAUAACCACUUGUACCGAGACUGUAAUGUAGUAUGCAGUACUGAACUUUGCAAGGCGUUGACAACGGACUACUAUAUGGGCUCGCCCGAUGUUAUAGAAGGUUGUUCCGAAGAUUUAAUGGAUGCGCUGGAGCGUAAGGUCUGCUCUGUUGAUCCUAAGGAUAAGACUCUCUUCCUAUCACUAGGAGCUGUGAGGGUAAAUAUCGCAGCGGAGCAUAUACUCUAUGAGUUUCUAGUACAUAAGGUACAAGUGGAUCUAUGUGGGCGCCAACGCCUGAAGCUGUAUGUUGGCAGCAUGGCAUUGUGUAAAGUAGACGCCAGCGCCAAGCAGGUGCUACUAACCUCGAGGCAAGGUGACCUUGGUGCCAAUGUGGAGGCCACGAUGACUGAAGUGGAUAACGGACAGCUAAUGCUAGACUACAACAGUAAGGAUGGAAAGUACUGCAAACUAGAAGUGCGCAAUGUACAUCACAUGGUCGACAUGGGCUUUAUAACAACAGUAAAUAACCUGAUGAAGCAAUUGCGCAAGUCACAGGGGUCGCCACCAUCGCGUUUUGGUAAUGUUAACGGGCAUAUCAUGAUACACCAUUCAAGCGUACACUACAACGGAAUUGGUGCUAUGGUCGACGUAUAUGCUACCGUAAAAGCAACGGAUGCCACCGGAGCACGGAAUCUCUCGGUGGAUGUACCACGUCUACAUGUAACGUUCACCAGCGGAGUACAAAAACGCGUGUUUGCAGUGUCAUUGUUGGACUUGAUCCUUGAUCUGUCUGAGUACAGGCAAAACAUAGCGCUGAGACACUCAUUGUGCAGCCUGGCCGACUCUCCGAACCAGGAUGUUUCACUGAUUAAUAUGGUGCUUGAACUUUCACAUUGCGCAGUUUGGGGAUUCCAUACAGGCACAGAUGAUUUUAAUCACGUGCCCGGGUAUAGUACACUGGAUGAAGCAGCACGACAGCUGGAGCUUGUGCUCCACGAAGGAUGGUUCAACCACAUGACAUCAGCAGCAUUGCCUUCAUACUAUGACGAUUCCCCUGUUAUAGUAGUCCCCCUACUCACCACGAGUUACGCAGAUAACGCAAGAUUGCCACCACUACUGAAUAAUACAUGGAUUAAAGACUGGUUGGAAAAGGCAAGUUUGGAGCAUGAUGUGCGUAAAACGGAAGUAUUGAUAUCGAAAAUACUCGGAUUGUUCCCAUCAAAUGCGAUGCAACAACGUAAAAGAUGUGUUGCCAAAGUAGCAGCUUCUAUUCUAAAGCUCAAGGAGGUAAUGGUAGCCAUUGCAAGCGUUGACCUGGUGGCACAUACAGCAGUACUACACAGGGAAUCUAUACGCAAUAUACUGGAUCUAUUCGCAUCAUGCAGGUUACUAAAACAACGUAAAAACCAGGAAAACACAAGGGAUAAGAAAAAGUCAAUUGUUACGAAAAUUGAUGUGAAUAUAGAAGAAAUUGAGGUGUUUUGUCCAUACGAAACUGGUCUAAGAGUGGAUAACACCCUGGCAUCAACACUGUUGCCAAAUGUAUUGGUUAAUACCCCUAUGCAUAAACGCAGGCCCAAGACCAAGUCUUCAGCAUUCUAUAUCUUUAGGAUACACAGCGUGCCAUGCGCAAUGGCAAGGUGCACAGCUGAUAGUACAGUCAUGAUGCAAAGCAGCCUAACACUGCAUCUCGUAAGGUCGCUCUACAACAAUAUGAAGUACCUACAGGCCAUGCUAACGUAUGCCUUCUUUGACUACGUGGAUAUGAUGGAAGAUGCUCGAUAUCAAGCUUCGAGGCACCUCUUCGAUGUUAACGACGACGAACGUAAAGGGACCAUCAUAUCAUUCACUUGCCAUAAACUUAAACUCGAUGUGCUGUGCCCGGAGCACCGGUUGGAGUACUGGCGUGAUCUAGUGCAACAUACAAAAAUGAACACUUGCCCAGAAGCACCAGAACUUAACCUCAACUUCAAAGUAGCACUCAGGGUAGACGUCUCUAACCUGAACUCGGAUAUAGCACUGGCUAAUCACAAAAUUGAGAUGAUAAAAGCUGCAAUACAACACGUUGAAAUAACGGAUGCCUUUGAUAAACAGCUGGUACAAGACCUAUAUGGAGCAAGGUGCGCUUUAGGUGACAUUGGAUACAUAGAUGAAACGAGUUUCUGCUACCCCGCGGAUCAAGUAAGUGUUACAUUGACAAGUACUAACGAUGUACAAACGCUAAAGGUCACACUGGAACAUACACGCACUGAAUUGCAAAUUGAUGGAGUCAGUGUAAUACUAGGAUUAGUCCAAGACUUGAAAUUCCCUAAACCAAAAGAGAAGUCCAAUAAACAAAAACGGACGUUAAUCGUGGAGUUCAAUUUAAAUUUACACGAAAUAUGGCUGUAUCAUAGCUUACCUAAGGAGUCCAGUGAUCAGAGUGAUGGACCUGAUGUCGUAUCAAUGAGGUCAAACCUACCAACUGUCGCAGAAAUUGAUCAACGUGCACCCAUACCACGAGUAAUAAAACGAGCUAAAGAAGUAGAUUAUAACCUGAAUGGCGCAAUGACAAGGAGAUUAAGUGGAAGUGAUGCUGAAUUCCUGCACAACGGCAAGGUACUAGGAUGCUUGAUAAGUGUAUCGAUAACAUAUAAUAGAUCAGGAUGCUCAAGCUUCAAAAUUAAAUAUAUGGGUGUGACACACGCUAAACUGAGGCUUAUAAACGGGCUUAAGGUACUAGCUGAUGAACGCAACGACUGUUUGUUGGAUACAUUGAAUAAUGAUGAAAGAAACCUUUUUGAAUUCAGAGAAAGCUGCAUUAGCAUGAAACGCUUGGAUAAUGGACACCUAAUAGUUGCAUUCCAAGCAUCGAAGCCAAGAGUAUCUAUCAAUGUGGACCAGCUUUUCCACCUGUGCCUGCUUAAACCAUACCUAAUAACAACUGCCAUAGAAACACUAAAGGCACAUAAAAUGCACUGGAAAGGUACCGUAGAAACUUCUAGAGAAGAGGAACCUGAUGAUAGUAUGGCAGUGGAAACACAUGAUUUCAUGGAUGCAGUAAGUUACGUAGCAGCCAAAUACGAUAUACCGAUGGUGGACCUCUCGAAAAUGAAUGGAGUAUACAAAAUGUCAUCUGAUGUCGAAGAAGCUAACAUAGAGGCUUUACAAGUGAGAGAAAAGGGAAAUGCGAAAGUAGCGAAAAUGCUGCAUUAUAUAAAUAAGCUGCUGUGGCAUGAUGACGACCCACAGUUAACAGUGUCAGUGGCACUAAGUGAUUGUAAAUGCUCAAUGUUCUCACAUAAAAAUGAGCUGGCAUUAACAUUCAAUAUGCACCAAAUCUCAUUCGAUCUCACACAUACAGCACCAACAAGCAAGAAACGUACAGUCGUGGACUCAUCAAUGAUAUUCAACAUAAGCACGUUCAACACACGCCUGGAUAAUCAUGAUACAGUGCUACAAACAACCGUUGCUACAUUCAAGGUGACUUACGAAGAUGUUGGCUUCGAAAUGCCAGCGCUGGAUCUGAACAUGCACCUAAGCGGGUUGGCACUAGAAGUUAAUCCGUACCUGAUGCAGUUAAUGAAGCAACUGAAAACAGUUUCCAAAGUGCUAUCCUCUGGAGAUCUGGGAGUUCAUAUAGCACCACUAACUUCAUUGAAGCUGUAUAAUGAACUUGAAGUUAACGUGGCUAUAUAUGGAGGUAGAUCUGGACAAAGGAAAACAGUUGACCUCAUGCACCUACCUUCACAGCGAUACACCAACGUAUUUGAUAAGGAAAUAUAUAUAUUCAUCUCCAAAAAAUCGAGUAAAGGAUCACUUUCGCAACCUAGAGAUACAUUCAUGCAACACUUCACAUCGUUACAUGCUAACGCACAUGAUUGGACAAAGUGGUUAGCAAAGGAACAGGAUUGUUUGCUGCUGGGUAACAGCAUAAACGUCAGAAGUGCAUUGACAGUACUACGCGGGAAAAACAGCGCUAAAGAAAGAGGAAUUGAUAUACAAGCAAUAACACAGGCACACCCUAACCUGUCACUAGCAUUCAUAGGCAAGUACCACCUGGAACAAACCGGAUCAAGGUUAUUCAGAGUACCCAAUAGCAUGGGAAUGGUACUCAUGGAGCAAUACACGGACGAUUCCAUGGAACCAUAUAUCAUACUGUCGUCGUCAAUCAGAAUACAAAACUCAACGGAUAUACCCAUAAGCAUAUAUAUUGACAAUAAAAUGGGAUACUUCGCAAAAGUAGCAUUGAAACUAACACAGCAUGCACAAACUACCGAAGAGCUGGAGGAGAUGUAUCUAGAACCUUAUUCUAGCGCAAGUGUGCCAUUAAGCUGGUUUAGUACAGCUAUGAUGCCCAUGGUGGCACCUAUAUUCUCGAAAGAGGAAGAUUCAGAAAAUGGUGUGCCAUUCCAGUACCUAUAUAACCUGCUUAACAGAAACAGCACAAGUGAUAAUACAGUGGAACCAGUAAAAGAAGUCACGUUAAUGCUAAAGGGAAUUUUAGCAUUCAAGGUAACAAUACUGGCAAAAGAAGCAGCAAGUACAAAUGAUUUCGGAUCGUGCCUCUAUCAUUUCAAUAUCAAUAUAGAACCCAUGGCAAAAUUAGUUAACAUGCUGCCAUGCGAUGUGCACCUGUACAUAUCGCUCAACAGAUUGAGCCUUAACGAAGUCAAUGAGAAUAUAAAUGAAGAUGGGCAAAUGCCACUUAACAAUAAAUAUACAGUAAGCGCAAGGCUGAAACCAAGAGAAAGCUUUGGGAUCGUUUUCUCGGAUCAGAAGCUAUUCAUGCGUUUAGGGGUAAUCGGCACACAACAGAGGAAAUGGAACCCAGAAUUACAAACAAGCGCUGAAUCACUGGAGUAUAUGUCACCGGUGUUCCAAGUCUUCCUAAAUAGUACCGGAUCUGUAAGCAUCGUUAAGGCACUAAGGCUAGUCAGAGGGCCCAUAGAAGAUCUGAUGCGAUGUGGAUCACAAGAUAGCCCAGCAUGGCAGUCGUUCAUAAACCAAUACAAGACAAUGUCGAUAACAAUCGACAUAUCAAGGCACUAUAUCAGGCUAUGGUGGCCUUUUAUAUUCGAAAAUAUGACGUCAAACUCGCUCAUUGUUAAUGGAAGACUGCUGGCACCAAAAGCAAGAUACUUUGGGAACCUCUAUGAUGCAUCGAACUGUAGAAUAAGAGCACUCAUCGCAACACAAAAACAAACUUCUAACACAAAAUUAGGAGAGUACGCAAUGAGCCAAAGCAUUAAACUUGAUGCUACAUCAACCACGGACUUCAGACCACCCAUGAAAUUCACAAUUGCAAUGAAUAAAAAGACAACGACGCAAAUGAUACCUGUAGAAAGCUCAGCAUCAAAUACUCAGUUAUUUGAAUCGUUGACCAACAACCCAAACGUUGUAAUGAGCAGAAGAUAUGAACGAAACCAUAAAAUUGUAUCUGCUGAUAUGGAUGAGAUUAACCAGUAUAUAGCAGAAGAAGUACAGAAAACAACGGAGCCGGAACAAGCACAAUGCAUGUACUUGUGUCUGGGUUCUACUGUAAGAUACGCAGAUUAUCCAUAUGAAAUGUGUAAGAUUGUGAGCUUCACGGAUAUGUACACCUUUGUAAACAAACUGCCCUUUGCAGUGUGCGUCAGAGGAGCAACUGUAAAUAGCCAACAACAAGAUAUGCUGACUUCAGAUGUAACCAGCGAUAUUGUGCUGCUUCCAGGUGACUCUGGAUGUCUACAUACAACUUAUACAAGCGCAUACGUAGCAAGCAUGGAAAAUGGAAUGUGCAGUGGUGUAUUCCCAUUGCAAUACCAAAGGGUGCCAUACCUGUUCCAACUAGAGAUUAACUCGAGACAUGUCACUUACUCCACUGUCGCAACGCGAGGUGUCCUUAUACAAACAAAUGUCAUAUCGGGGGUGUUCAAAGGAUCGAAAGUGCCAUACAGCCAUAACGGAUACUAUUUCGUACUGUCACUGCCAAAAAAGCCACAGUACCAAAUACUCAAUCUCACAAAAUAUACCCUGGCAUACACAGUACCUGAGAACAUUAAAUCAAACGAAGCACAAGAUGUAGACAAUUACAAGAAUCAUGAACAACCAUUGGAUAAGGCAACACUCAACAAAAUAGGUAUACUGCCACCAGUAUCGAUCACCCAUUACGUCACAACGGUUAAUGACAAAGCACAGGAAUCACCACAAGUAGCGCUGAAAGUAAUACAAGUGGAUAAUUCCAGCUGGGGACUGCAGCAACUAGAUUCAGGCAGAGAUGGCUACCAAACAAUAACAUUCGUAGAUAAAGGGACGACGGUAAAUAUAUACGCUAGUAUCAUUAUACGAGCUAAUGGUACAAGAAUAGUAGUUGCAGUGGAAUCGAAGAAGGCAGCUAUAGAGUUAAACAGAAUUGGAAGUUGCGCAAUGUCCAAUGGACCCAAACUGCAAUGGUCAAAUAUAUAUUUUAACUUCCUCACGCCAAGAAUCACAGUCACACUAUCCACAAAUAAAAAGGUUAUACUGGCGCUGCAUCUAACAAACACAAGUGUUGGAGUCACCCUUGCACCAUCGAAAAAAGAACAGCUGGUGCUCGACCGUGAUAGUAACGAGGCAGAAACUUAUCGGAGCAAUACUGUAGAGUUUGACGGGAUUAUACAAAGCAUACAUAUAGACCACUUCCUUCAGGGAUAUAUACCAGUUAUUCUCAAAAGCUCAGCUAAAAGGUCGUCCACCCAAGAAAGCUUCCUGCAUCUCAGGGUACUGCUGUCCAACCUUAUGGCAAUAGGACUGCCAGUGUACGACCUGAUACAAAUCAAAAUGUCACCAAUGUCCGUUAAUAUUGAAACUGCUGUCAUUGAGCAGCUACUAGGAUCAGUGGAAACCAUGCUCAAGCUCAGGAGACCGAAGUCGAUCACCAUAAAUGAAGAAGGUACAAGUAACGAUGAUGUGGUAACACCAGAGCCUAAAUGGGUUGAAAUGGAACCUACACUGCCAGUAUAUAUCCGUAAACUAACAAUUGAUCCUAUAACGCUAAGUCUGGCUAUAAGGACGUCCUCAUUGAGGUUAACGCACCAUACCAUGAGGAUAGUGGAUGCAUUACCCUUGGAUACGCCAUGCGUGUAUGUACACUUCGCCAGAGUGGCGCGAUCAUGCCUUAUAGUCGGUUGGCGCGAACUCAUGCAUUCACUGAGGAACACCUACCUCAGGCAACUUAUAAGACAAUCGCUUCCAAGCGCAUGGCUGUCAAAUAUAUUCGCAGUGUUACAUAGACUGUUCAAUGGACUCCUGCUGCUUGUAGUACAGCCAAUACAGUCUGCAACAAGGUUUAAAAACGUACUAGAAGGGUUCUUCAUAGGCAUGGGUAGUGGUAUCAUGCUGUGCUUACUAUAUAUGGUAGGAGGUACCGCCCAAACCCUAGGGCAUGUACUCAACGUAUGCCACAAAAUAGUAGGUGGACAAAGGUCAAAGCCACAAGGAGUAUUGGAUGCAAUAUGGCUUGGGCUAAAUGCGCUGUUCCUACAUGUGUUCUUCACACCGUGGAAGAGGCUGUACAUAGACUUCACAGAAGCGCAGUCUAGUGGUGAUAGCGUUUUUAAAAUAAGUGUCGGGGUUUUCAUUAACCUCACCAGAUGCGCUGUAUCGCCACUUAUCGGGGUAGUCAACAUGCUGAUUACCGUAGUGGAAGGAUUCUCUAACGUGCUGCUUGGAGAUUUCGAACAGUUCACUCAUGUUUAUGAAAGUGACCAGUUGGGUGGUCCAGGAAAUGUCAACAAUCCACAACAAGAUAGGCGCUCAGAUACACGAGAUAGCACCAAUGUGGAAAUGCAGACAUUGCAGAGACGCAAAACAUCCCUCAUACUCAACAAAAGAGUACACUCACGUUGACAAUGCUCUAAUGUAUAUAUUAAAUAGUUUGUAGUGCACAAUACCAAGUGUUCCAAUCAAUAUAAAGUGUAACUAAGAAAUUAAAAAUGAUCUAAACUGCCUUUUUGGCUUAUAAAUAUUAGGCCUAAC
Molecule: messenger RNA, 11078 nt
Organism: Babesia bovis T2Bo
Lineage: Eukaryota; Apicomplexa; Aconoidasida; Piroplasmida; Babesiidae
Product: N-terminal region of Chorein a TM vesicle-mediated sorter family protein
Exons: 1
Coding region: 81-10949 (3622 amino acids)
Biological process (GO): protein targeting to vacuole; protein retention in Golgi apparatus
Cellular component (GO): extrinsic component of membrane
Source: RefSeq, a predicted model, not a curated record